Stereum hirsutum FP-91666 SS1 is the source of this 1048-nucleotide messenger RNA. RefSeq lists its product as uncharacterized. NCBI's taxonomy places the organism in Eukaryota, Fungi, Basidiomycota, Agaricomycetes, Russulales, Stereaceae. The coding region runs from base 1 to 570 and encodes 189 amino acids. The transcript is spliced from 2 exons. The record is from RefSeq and is a predicted model, not a curated record.
AUGUCUCUCUCCGACACCGUCUACUCUACUAUCACCCACUCUGACAACUGGGGUACCAUGGGCCUCAAGAAAACCAGUCUGGACGCUGCAGUAUUGACGAUCUCCUUCGCUUCCUAUCUUAACGAAGAAAACGCUGGUGAAGAAGGUCUUACGCCCACCAACCACUGGUCCAUUUUCCUCAAGAUCGAGGAGAAUCAGUCUGUUCGUAUCGACGCGGUUCCAAAUUCCCCAGGCGAGCCGGCGAUGAUCAUCGUCGACACCUUGAUAUGUGCCAUGACCGAUGAUGUUGUUCAUGUCGUGGCCGCCACCACGACUACGAGAACGACCGUAGCGGAGAUACUCAAUCUCAUCAUCGCCAAGAGGAGACACAACUAUGUAUUUUCUCCAGUAGGAGAGGGAUGCAGGUUCUGGCUAUACACGCUCGCACAAGAUCUUUCGGAGGCCAAGAUUAUCUCGCAGGAUGAUGCCAACGCGGCUAGACACGAUCUGCAGCAUUACUGGCCCAGCCCCGUGGGGACGGUUAGUCAGCACAGGGCUUUCAACAAGGGGACUUUCUUGGACUCUGCUUGAUCUCGAGGCUCGGCGACAAAGAACUGUCGAAACCUUUGAGGCGGAACAUGAUUUGUGGAGUCGGGGUUUAGUACUGAGGGAAGAGUGAGAGAUCCACUACGAACAGAUGUAGUUUGGCUUGACAACCUACGAGUCUGAGAUUUUUUUUUGGGUGGAAUCCCAGGAGGUGUUUGAGUGGUUAAGAUUCGACUGCCUGUCUCUCAAGAGGGGAUGCAUUAAUGAGGAGGAGGGGGUGUGGCCCAUUCGCGUGGCGUGGUAGAAUGACCGAGGGCCACAUCUCCUGAGCAUGGACAAAGCAUGGACGAUCUUGGACUGAUCAGUGUCCUUUCGCUCUAGUCUCUACAUUCAACACAUACAGUACGUAUGGCUACUCGAUGAGAAAGUGUCCACCAUGAAAUACCUGUACCCAUACUUACCGACCAUACUUCAAAGCCAAAUAUCAGUUCCUUUACCAGGUUAUGAUCUGUGGUUGACUUUU